Molecule: messenger RNA, 843 nt
Organism: Letharia lupina
Lineage: Eukaryota; Fungi; Ascomycota; Lecanoromycetes; Lecanorales; Parmeliaceae
Exons: 1
Coding region: 1-843 (280 amino acids)
Biological process (GO): protein processing
Cellular component (GO): endoplasmic reticulum; Dsc E3 ubiquitin ligase complex
Source: RefSeq, a predicted model, not a curated record
AUGCCUCCCACCCCCCCUCCCCCCCCCACGCCCCCUCUGACCCUCAUAAUCCGCUUCACGACCUCCCUCCCGGACCUCCCCCUGCCCAUCGUCCACCCCCGCGCCACCACCCCGACCACGCUCGCCACCCUCAUCCGGCCGCACCUGCCCCCCGCCCUCGCCGCCUGCCCGCUCCGCCUCAUCCACGCCGGCGCCCUCCUCCCGCCCACCGCCCCCCUCCACGCCUCGCUCCGCCUCUCCGCGGCCGGCCCACCGCCCGCCCGCCUCUACGUCCACUGUUCCAUCGCGACCGGCGCGCGGCUGUCGCCCGCCGAGCUCGACGCCGAAGCCGAAAGCGCCGCCGUUGCGCUCUCCCAACACGACACCGCGGGCCGGGACGACCGAGCGUCAUCAUCUGCUCCCGCCCGCACCGCCGCCGACGACGACGACGACUACCGACCGACGCUGCCGCCCCCGGCGCAAGGGUUCGACCGGCUCCUCUCCGCCGGCCUCUCGGCGGCCGAGAUCGCCGCCCUGCGCUCGCAGUUCCUCGCCGUGCAGGCGCACACGCACACGCCGGACGCGAUGCCGUCGGGGGCCGAGCUGCGGGCGCUGGAGGAGCGCUGGCUGGACGCGGGGACGCCUUUGGACGGGGGAGGGGGCGCGGACGGGGACGAGGAAGGGGGCGGCGGCGGCGGGCUGGAGGACAUGCUGUGGGGGAACGUGAUGGGGUUUUUCUGGGCGGUGGGGGCGAUUGUGUGGUUGGUGCGGGAGGAAGGGGUGUGGACGAAGCGGCGGCAGGUGGGGGUGGUGACGGGGGUGUUGGUGAAUAUCGCGUUUUGCAUGCUGAGGGUUGGGGUUUGA